AGCUCGUCUUCUUCAUACCAUACCGCAUCAACAACCUUACUCCCACCCAAUACGAGUAACAAUCACAUACACAAUGGCAGACGCAGAUCAAGAUUUCGUGCCACAGUCUCGCUCGGUAAUUUACUGCGGGGUCUGCUCGUUACCACCAGAGUACUGCGAAUUUGGCGGCACAGUGAAGAAAUGCCAGGAGUGGCUACAAAAGAAUAAUGAAAAUCUGUACGAGCGACUAUGGUCUGAAGACGCCCUAGCAGCAGCGACAUCCUCGCUCUCAGUCGACGCACAAAAGCGAGCAGAGAAAGACGCACAUAAGAAAGCAUUGAAGGCCGAAGCAGCAGAGGCGAAACAAGCCGCUACGAUCAAGAGCUCGAAAGUUAUCAUCAAGCGUGUGGAGAGGAAUAAGCGUAAAUUCGUCACCACCGUAACCGGACUCGAAGCUUUCAGUCUCGAAAACAAGAAAGUUGCCAAAGAUCUCGGCAAAAAAUUUGCUACAGGAUCAUCUGUGACGAAAGUACCAAGUGGAGGAGAGGAGAUCGUGGUACAAGGAGAUGUCAGCGAGGAGAUUGAGGAGUUCCUGCUAGAGAAGUACCCUGUUAUACCAGAGGACAAUAUCGAAUUGGUGGAAGAUAAGAAGAAGAAAGCUGGAGCAGGGGCGCCGGCUGGAUAGAAAGGGGUUGGUUUUGUAUUUAGAUUCGCUGGGGGAAGAUGGGAGGGGCGGGGAGGCAUAUGAAUUUCGAGGCACCUGACGGUGCGGAUGAGAGACAUGAGAAAUGAACUGAAAUGAUAUUCAUGGAUUGAGAAUUCUCUGGC
This is a messenger RNA of Cadophora gregata, 807 nucleotides long. RefSeq names its product Translation machinery-associated protein 22 (gene TMA22). The record is from RefSeq and is a predicted model, not a curated record. NCBI's taxonomy places the organism in Eukaryota, Fungi, Ascomycota, Leotiomycetes, Helotiales, Ploettnerulaceae. Bases 74 to 664 code for a protein of 196 amino acids. Gene Ontology annotation, biological process: formation of translation preinitiation complex; translation reinitiation. The transcript has 5 exons. Gene Ontology annotation, molecular function: translation initiation factor activity; mRNA binding.